This is a messenger RNA of Neurospora tetraspora, 684 nucleotides long. RefSeq lists its product as uncharacterized. Lineage: Eukaryota; Fungi; Ascomycota; Sordariomycetes; Sordariales; Sordariaceae. The record is from RefSeq and is a predicted model, not a curated record. The transcript has 5 exons. The coding region runs from base 1 to 684 and encodes 227 amino acids.
AUGGUCUUCUAUUUCACCUCGACCGUCGUCAAUCCCCCGGCUUUCAUUUAUGUGGGGAAAGACAAGUUUGAGAACGAGGAGUUGAUUAGUCACGGCUGGGAGGAAGAUGUCUGGUUCCACGUCGACAAACUUUCCAGUGCUCAUAUCUACCUCCGUUUGCCAGAGGGUUGGACAUGGGAUAACAUUCCCGAGGAGCUCCUGACCGACCUCGGUCAGUUGACCAAGGCCAACUCCAUCGAGGGUCAUGGGAGCUCCAUGAAGACUAACCCUGCUAUUUGUAAAGGUAACAAGAAGGACAACAUCACAAUCAUCUACACGCCAUGGGCCAACCUCAAGAAGGACGGCAGCAUGGCGGUUGGCCAGGUUAGCUUCAAGGACCAGAAGAAGGUGAAGCGCAUUUUGAUCGCGCAGCGCGAAAACGCCAUUGUCAACCGUCUUAACAAGACCAAGGUUGAGAAGCACCCGGACCUGCGAGAGGAGAAGGAGAACCACCUCAGGGAGCUGCGCAAGAAGGACCAGGCGGCGGUGCUGGCGCGGAAGAAGGAGGAGGAUCGCCUGAAGAAGGAGCGGGCGGAGAUCAAGUGGCAGAAGGAUCAUGCCUACGACGAGCUUUUUGCCGAGGAGAACAUGAUGGAGUCGAGCAACCAGGAUCGGGACGAGACUUGGGAGGAUGACUUUAUGUAG